GCUUACCUGCUUGUUCUAUCACUAAUCACUGCAGAGAAUUAAACUAGAAAAAUGUGGAAGCUUAGGUUUGGAGACGAAGGUGCAAAUAAUGACCCUUACUUGUUCAGCACAAACAACUUCCAUGGGAGGCAAACAUGGGAGUUCGACCCGGCUGCCGGCACACCUGAAGAGCGAGCAGAGGUCGAAGAAGUUCGGCUAAGUUUUUACAACAAUCGUCACCGGGUCCAGGCUUGUAGUGACCUCCUCUGCCGAAUGCAGCUUCUGGGAGAGAAAAAGUUCAAACAAAAGAUUCCCCAAGUAAAGGUGGAGGAUGGUGAGGACUGUACAUAUAAAAAGGCCACCGCUGCAUUUAGAAGGGCAGCUACCUUCUACUCUGCCUUGCAAUCACCUCACGGCCAUUGGCCUGCUGAAAAUGCCGGUCCCAUGUUUUAUAUUCCUCCCUUGGUCAUAUCGCUCUAUAUUACGGGGCAUCUUAGUAAGGUAUUCUCUGCAGAGCAUUUUAAGGAAAUGCUUCGAUAUAUAUACUGUCAUCAGAACGAGGAUGGUGGGUGGGGAUUACACAUAGAGGGCCCUAGUAUGAUGUUUUGUACACUUCUGAAUUACAUUUGCAUGCGUCUACUUGGAGAAGGACCCGAUGGUGGUUUAAACAACGCUUGUGCAAGAGCACGCAAGUGGAUUCUUGAUCAUGGUGGUGCAACACAUUCAUCAUCCUGGGGAAAGACUUAUAUGGCAAUACUCGGUGUGUAUGAGUGGGAGGGAUGCCACCCGAUUCCCCCAGAGUUUUGGAUUUUCCCUUCUUUGUUCCCUUUGCAUCCAGCAAAAAUGUACUGCUACUGCCGGUUGACUUACUUGCCUACAUCGUAUCUGUUUGGGAAAAGAUUUGUUGGCCCCAUCACCCCUCUCAUUCUACAACUGAGAGAAGAAAUGUACAAUGAGCCAUACAAUGAAAUUCAAUGGGGCAAAGUACGCCAUCUAUGUGCAAAGGAGGAUAACUACUAUCCCCAUGGCAAGUUUCAAUGUUUGAUGUGGGAUACUCUGAACACGGUUUAUGAGCCUCUUCUUUCUUGCUGGCCCUUCAAUAAGUUGAGAGAGAAGGCUCUUCAAGAAACUAUUGAACACAUUCAUUAUGAAGAUGAAAAUAGUCGAUACAUAACAAUUGGAUGUGGGGAAAAGCCAUUAAUGAUGCUUGCUUGCUGGAUUGAAGAUCCGAAUGGAGAACCCUUUAAGAAGCAUCUUGCAAGAGUUAUAGAUUACAUAUGGGUUGCAGAAGAUGGAAUAACUACGCAGAGUUUUGGUAGCCAGGCAUGGGAUGCUAGUCUUUCUGUUCAAGCUUUGCUUGCUGGAAAUCUCACUGAUGAACUUGGAUCUGUACUUCAGAAAGCACAUGAAUUCCUAAAAAAAUCUCAGAUUAGGGAUAAUCCUUCUGGUGACUUCUUAUCUCGGUUCCGUCACAUUUCUAAAGGUGGUUGGACUUUCUCUGACCAAGAUCAUGGAUGGCAAGUUUCUGAUUGUACUGCAGAGUGUUUGAAGUGUUGCCUAUUGCUUUCAAUGAUGCCGACGCAAAUCAUGGGUGAACCAGUUGAAUCUGAGCGCUUGUAUGAUGCUGUCAAUGUCAUACUUUCUCUGCAAAAUUCAAAUGGUGGUGUAUCAGCCUGGCAGCCAACAGGAGCUCCAAAAUGGUUGGAGUGGUUCAAUCCAGUAGAAUUUCUCGAGAAUGUCGUCAUUGAAUACGAGUAUGUUGAGUGCACUUCAUCUUCAAUUCAAGCGUUAGCUUUAUUCAGGAAGUUAUACCCUGGGCAUAGAAAGAAACAUAUCGAUGAUUUCAUCACAAAUGCAGCAUGUUACCUUGAAGACAUGCAGACACCUGAUGGCUCAUGGUAUGGAAGAUGGGGAAUCUGCUUCAUCUAUGGAACAUGGUUUGCAAUCCGAGGGUUGAAGGCUGCUGGUAGAACUUACAAAAAUUGUGAGGCGAUACGCAGAGGUGUUGAAUUUUUACUCAAAAUACAGAGAAAUAAUGGUGGUUGGGGAGAGAGCUAUACUUCUUGUACAAACAAGAUCUAUACACCUCUUCAAGGCGACCGGUCGAAUUUGGUGCAGACUGCAAUGGGACUACUAGGAUUAAUUCAUGGUGGACAGGCCGAGAGAGACCCUACUCCCAUUCACAGAGCUGCGAAGCUUUUGAUUAAUUCUCAAUUGGAAAAUGGAGAUUUCCCCCAACAGGAACUGAUGGGGGUUUUCAAUGUCAAUGCCAUGUUACACUAUGCAGCAUACAGGAAUAUCUUCCCAAUUUGGGCUCUUGGAGAAUAUCGUUCCCUUCCCUCCUUCUGGAUAGAUGUGUAGAUGACUAGAUGUACGUGUUUGUAAAACACUUGUUUAAUAAUGAGAGAUUUGAGAGAGAUUGAUAAGAGAAUUGUGUGUUCCAUUAUUCAGAAUAGGAGCCCUAUAUAUAGGGAUUACA
This is a messenger RNA of Rosa rugosa (rugosa rose), 2458 nucleotides long. RefSeq names its product beta-amyrin synthase-like. The record is from RefSeq and is a predicted model, not a curated record. Gene Ontology annotation, cellular component: lipid droplet. Gene Ontology annotation, biological process: triterpenoid biosynthetic process. The transcript is spliced from 18 exons. Gene Ontology annotation, molecular function: beta-amyrin synthase activity. The coding region runs from base 52 to 2340 and encodes 762 amino acids. Lineage: Eukaryota; Viridiplantae; Streptophyta; Magnoliopsida; Rosales; Rosaceae.